GACGCGGGGAGGUAGAUGGAGACCAAUGUGAAGGUCUGCUCGAGUUGCUACAACUGAUAUUGACAACAACAGACUGGAGUCUUGUGUGGACCUGUGUUUAGCUACAAGCCAAGGAAUACAUUCAGGUAAAUAAAUGUGUACUAUUGCAACUAGCAACAACUGACAGAUGUAGAAACCUUCAUAAAGCAAGCAAGAACCCUCACCAUGUCUAUCGUAGUGGGACUCAAGACGUCCUCCAUCUUGGCCAAGAUCUGCAUGCUGCUCAUCUUUGUAUCAACUGUGGCUAAUUGGAUCUCUUUCACCACAACAUCCUGGGGGAUAAACAACAGUAACACGUGGUACACGGGGAUCUGGAGGAAAUGUACGGCGGACAGAUGUGCCAUGCUGGACGGUGUCACUGUAGUGUGGUUUGGUGUGUUCCAAGCUUUUGCCGUCCUCGGCUUCAUGGGCAUCAACGUCGCCUUCGUCGUCAUAGCUCUCUACAUCUUUGGGGGUGACCUACGGGGCAACAGGGAGGCGGGGACGGUGGCGGCGGUCAUAUGCAUCUUCACCUCAAUGUUCUGGCUAGUGGCGGUCAGUGCCUUUGGUGCCGAGGUGGACCUGGAGAUUGGCCUGGUCAAAGACCUGGACAAGCUGGGCUUCUCUUACGGGCUGGCUGUGGCUGCUCUAGGCAUCGAGCUCAUCACAGGCCUGCUCAUGGUCGUAGAGGUCAUCACUAGCGCUUGACGUCAUUAGUAGAGGUCAUCACUAGCGCUUGACGUCAUUAGUAGAGGUCAUCACUAGCGCUUGACGUCAUUAGUAGAGGUCAUCACUAGCGCUUGACGUCAUUAGUAGAGGUCAUCACCACCGACUGACGUCAUAAGUUUAUGCCACUCAUUUCAGCAAAGUCGGGCUGAAAAAAAAAGACUUUUUCCAGAAGUUUCCACGAGCACUUGACUUCAUUCAUUUGAUUUAGGGUUUCUCUAUCCUCCACAAAUUGCCAGUAAAACACUCAACCCGUCAUGUCCCGUGUAGCACCUGGGGUUCGGGUUGGGGUUCAGUGCAAUAGUUCUAUAACUUUCUGCUUGCGUUCUAAUUUAUCCACAACCCCCCCCCCCCCCGCCCCCUUUGUUCGCCAGACAGCCCCAAUCAACACGUCAGUAAUAAGUAUCUCAAAUGUACCCUAACCCUAAUCCUUACGCUAAUCCUUACGCAAAUCCUUACGCUAAUCCGCCUUUGAUUGGCUCACAGUAUAGUCCUGCUCUCGCAUUAUAUACUCUAUACAUAUACCUACCUAUACAAAUACCUCCCUAUACAUAUAUCUCCCUAUACAAAUAUCUGCCUAUACAUAUCUCUCUUUAUACUAAAUUCUGAUGUUUGUAUUUGGUAAAAUCUUAGUUUAGCGUCGUAAAUUCCAACGUAGCUAGUAAUGUGCGAUGAAGGUAACUAAUGAAUAUUUCUUUCAUUUGGCCAUAUUUAUGUCAUAUUUUACAUAAUAUAACAGAUAAUUGAAUAACAAAUCACAAUCCAAGACCAAAUCAGUCAUAAAUAUCCUGGAAUAAACUUUAAACUACUCCGUUCGAGACAACAAUAAGUAAAUACAAGCAGCGG
This is a messenger RNA of Physella acuta, 1590 nucleotides long. RefSeq lists its product as uncharacterized. The record is from RefSeq and is a predicted model, not a curated record. Gene Ontology annotation, cellular component: membrane. NCBI's taxonomy places the organism in Eukaryota, Metazoa, Mollusca, Gastropoda, Physidae.